GCUUCAUCACGAUUAUGAAUAUUUUGAGAUCGACAAAGCGGUAUGAGAAUGCAUUGGAAGUGUUUGAAGAUAUGAGGUCCUCUAAAUUACUUGAACGUUGAUUGGUGCAUUCUAAUGUGUUCGGGAACUCCGUACAUCCAUGCAUACCACCUUCAUCAACACAUUCUUUGAUCUUCGCUUUGUGAUAUUCUGCCCCUAAACCCUUUCAUCUUAAGAAUAUAUAUUUCGUAACCUUGUCUUUAUCUUUUCCAUCGUCAAAGCAACCAUCACGAUGGAAAACGAGAUCGAUCGAGCAAAGUCACCAAGACUAUCCGAAAUCCAACAGGAUGACGGUGUCUCUCGACCAACGUCGCCAAGACUAUCGUAUAUUCAACAGGAUGAUGGCGUCUUUCGACCAAAGUCACCACGAUUAUCGUAUAUCCAACAGGAUGACGGUGUCUCUCGACCAAAGUCACCACGAUUAUCGUAUAUCCAACAGGAUGACGGUGUCUCUCGACCAAAAUCACCAAGAUUAUCGUAUAUCCAACAGGAUGACGGUGUCUCUCGCCCAAAGUCACCAAGAAUAUCGUAUGUUAAACAUGAAGACGGGGUCCUUCGACCAAAGUCACCAAGGUUUUCGUACAUCAAACAUGACAAUGAUAUUGCUAACCAAGCUCAAGAGAAUGAUAAUGCUAGCCAAGUCGAGAGUCCGAUUGUCAGUCAAAAGCCACCCGUCUUUAAAAAUAAUCAAUUACCAACAUUUGACAACGAUUAUUCCGAUGAGGACAGACCGGAAGACAAACCUGAAUAUUAUGGCUUCCUAGACAAAGUUGGAGCACCAAUGCCUACACUUAUCGAAUUCAAUACGGACGAAUUUCGUAAUUGUGCGGUGUGGCUUUGUAGAAAUGUGGCAACAUUAGAGGAACAUUUGAUCCAUCCAGAUCGUUGGACAUUGUGCUUAUUGAAUCACAUAAAAGGACAUAUUGGCACCAGUUGGGCCGAUGCAUACAUUUGGCAAUUUCCAAAGACAAGACGGUUCUCAACAUUUUGGAGACGUUUCUUAGACCGGUUCACGCUUGUUCUUCCGGUCAAACAAGCAAGAGAGCAUUUGGUAUCUCUUCAAUACACAUCCAUGACGCAAUUUAUAGGAGACAUUGAAAAGGUACGAACAGCCGUUGGAAGGAUGGAAGAAGUAGAAGAGAUUGUUCGUGAAAUAAUGACUGAUAAACUUCCAGGUCAAGUCAAGAACCAAAUCACCACACGAAGGAUUAAGAAAGAUCCCAUUGAUUCACUCAUUAAGGAAAUCGAACAAAUCAAUGUCAUGUUCGAGCACGAUCAAGCAUUAUUGGCUAGUACAUAUCAGUAUUUGGACAAACGAGAAUCGAGCUACUUUCCAGCGAUCUUAUCUCCUUCUUGGUCUAACUUAGUGCCUUUUGUAUCAUCUUGACCUGCCGCUGGAUAGUCGGGAGUAAAACUUGUAUAUAUGCAUUGCCAAUGAUGCGCUCAUCCGAUCAGACGCCGCUCUAAUUACGGUACACAUCCUACGGCUAAAGGAAAAGGGGUGGGGAGAAUGUGACCGUUGUGGCGGUAUGGGGUACAAUUUUGCGAUUUCAGGACUAGAAAUGAAAGGCAAUUUCGCAGUUUCAAAAGCGCAAAAGGAGUCACCCAAAUGAAAUCAAUAAAUAUGCGGCGCCUCCAUUCUCAGAAGAAAAGGAGCUUGAUGAAGCGUUGAAGGAGAAAUUCUAUCCUAAUCUUCAUAU
Molecule: messenger RNA, 1739 nt
Organism: Meira miltonrushii
Lineage: Eukaryota; Fungi; Basidiomycota; Exobasidiomycetes; Exobasidiales; Brachybasidiaceae
Exons: 1
Coding region: 272-1426 (384 amino acids)
Source: RefSeq, a predicted model, not a curated record